UCCGGCCCCUCCUCGAUUCCGGUCCGGGGGGGCGGGCAGCGAACCCCCAGACCCUCUGCAGGCCGGCAGGCGACCGCCGCCAGGACUAGAGACCCAUCAACGUCUCCCCGCGGGCCGGAGCGGCCCGCCAUGGCGUCCGUGUUUCGGAGCGAGGAGAUGUGCCUGUCGCAGGUGUUUCUGCAGGUGGAGGCGGCCUACUGCUGCGUGGCCGAGCUCGGGGACCUGGGGCUGGCCCAGUUCAAAGACCUCAAUGCCAACGUGAACAGCUUCCAGAGGAAGUUUGUGAACGAAGUCCGGCGGUGCGAAUCCUUGGAGAGGAUCCUGCGUUUCUUGGAAGAUGAGAUGAAAGACGAGAUCGUGAUCCAGGAGCCUGAGAAAUAUCCACAGACCCCUCUGCCCCGGGACAUGAUCGAUCUGGAGAGCGUCCUGGAGAAGCUGGAGGGGGAACUGCAGGGAGCCAACCUGAGCCAGCAGGCAUUGAAGAAGAGCUUCCUGGAGCUCACAGAGCUGAAGCACCUCCUCAAGAGCCCAGACUUCUUCGAGACGGAAACCAACCUGACGGAUGACUUCUUCAACGAAGACACCUCCGGCCUCUUGGAGUUGAGGACCUCUCCUGCGGCAGUGGCGGGGAAACUGGGGUUCACCGCGGGCGUCAUCCAGAGGGAGCGGCUGCCUCCUUUCGAGCGGCUGUUGUGGCGGGCCUGCCGGGGAAACGUGUACCUGAGGCACAGCGAGAUGGACGCCGCCCUCGAGGAUCCCGUCACUAAAGAUAAGAUCAAGAAGAAUUCCUUCAUCAUUUUCUACCAAGGAGAGCAGCUCAAGCAGAAGAUCCAGAAGAUCUGUGAUGGGUUCCGGGCCACCGUGUACCCCUGCCCCGAGGCUGCCAGCGAGCGCAGGGAGAUGCUGGCGGGCGUGAACACGCAGCUGGAAGAUUUGAACGCGGUGAUCACCCAGACGGAGUCCCACCGCCAGCAGCUUCUGCAGGAAGCGGCCAGCAGCUGGCGGAUUUGGGGCAUCAAGGUGCAGAAGAUGAAGGCCAUCUACCACGUGCUGAACUCCUGCAACAUCGACGUCACCCAGCAGUGCGUCAUCGCCGAGAUCUGGUUCCCGCAGGCCGACGCCGCCCGCAUCAAAAAGGCAUUGGAGCUGGGGGUGGAACGGAGCGGCUCCUCCAUCGCCCCGAUCCUGACGGCGGUACCCACCAAGGCAGCCCCCCCGACCUUCAACCGCACCAAUCGCUUCACGGCCGGCUUCCAGAACAUCGUGGACGCCUACGGCGUCGGCUGCUACCGCGAGAUGAAUCCGGCCCCGUACACCAUCAUCACGUUCCCCUUCCUCUUCGCCGUGAUGUUCGGGGACUCCGGCCACGGGGCCGUCAUGCUGGCCUUCGCCCUCUGGAUGGUCCUGAACGAGAAGACCCUCCUCUCCCAGAAGAACACCAACGAGAUCUGGAGCACUUUCUUCGGCGGACGCUACCUGAUUCUGCUCAUGGGCAUCUUCUCCAUCUACACGGGCUUCAUCUACAACGACUGCUUCUCCAAAGCCGUCAACAUCUUCGGGUCGUCCUGGAGCGUCCGGCACAUGUUCCUCAACGGCACGUGGAACUCCCAAGACGUUGAGGCAAAUCUGUUCCUGCAACUGGAUCCGGCCGUCCCCGGUGUCUUCUCUGGAAACCCGUACCCCUUCGGCAUCGACCCGAUCUGGAAUGUGGCAUCCAACAAGCUGACCUUCUUGAACUCCUACAAGAUGAAAAUGUCCGUGGUGGUGGGGAUCACACACAUGGUCUUCGGGGUCGUCCUCAGCCUCUUCAACCACAUCUAUUUCAGGAAAACGGCCGACAUAAUCCUGCAGUUCAUUCCGGAGUUGAUCUUCAUCCUGAGCCUGUUCGGGUACCUGGUCUUCAUGAUCAUAUUCAAGUGGUGCCGGUUCGACGUCCACAGCUCCCAGCACGCCCCCAGCAUCCUCAUCCAUUUCAUCAACAUGUUCCUGUUCAAUUACAACGACCCUGGCAACGGGCCACUCUACGGACCCCAGAGGGAAGUCCAGAGCUUCCUGGUCGUCAUGGCCCUCAUCUCUGUCCCGUGGAUGCUGUUGUUCAAGCCGUUUAUCCUGCGGGCGCAUCACCGGAAGACCCAGAGGAUGCUGCAGGCCCCCUGCGACCCCGAGAGUCCCUCCGAUGCCAUCGAAGUGGACGUCAUCGAGGCCAAUCACGCCAACAAGCCUGGCCGGGGACCCCGGGCCGGGGACACCGGUUCCCCGCAGCCCCACGAGGACAAGGAGGAGUUCAGCUUUGGCGACGUCUUCGUGCACCAAGCCAUCCACACCAUCGAGUACUGCCUGGGCUGCAUCUCCAACACGGCCUCCUACCUGCGGCUCUGGGCCCUCAGCCUGGCCCACGCCCAGCUGUCGGAGGUGCUGUGGACAAUGGUCAUGAGCAUCGGACUCAACAGGGAUGGCUGGGCGGGGCUCGUUGGCGUCUUCAUCAUCUUCGCCGUCUUCGCCGUCCUCACCGUCGCCAUCCUGCUGGUCAUGGAGGGCCUGUCUGCCUUCCUGCAUGCGCUGCGCCUACACUGGGUCGAGUUCCAGAACAAAUUCUACGUGGGCACCGGCUACAAGUUUGCUCCGUUCUCCUUUGGCUACAUCCUGGAUGGGAACAGCGAGGUUUAGGUGCGGGGUGGCCGGCUCCCCGGCUCCCGCACCUUCGCCUGGCAGCCCACCCGGCCGCCCAGGCCAGUGCUGCCCACCUGGGACCG
Messenger RNA from Ornithorhynchus anatinus (platypus), 2753 nucleotides. RefSeq names its product ATPase H+ transporting V0 subunit a4 (gene ATP6V0A4). Gene Ontology annotation, cellular component: vacuolar proton-transporting V-type ATPase complex; plasma membrane; vacuolar proton-transporting V-type ATPase, V0 domain. NCBI's taxonomy places the organism in Eukaryota, Metazoa, Chordata, Mammalia, Monotremata, Ornithorhynchidae. Gene Ontology annotation, biological process: vacuolar acidification; proton transmembrane transport. Gene Ontology annotation, molecular function: proton-transporting ATPase activity, rotational mechanism; ATPase binding. The record is from RefSeq and is a predicted model, not a curated record.